GGGGGAAUCAUGUUUAUAACAACGAACUUAGUUUGUACCCCUUUAGCGGGAUUCAGUCUGUAAGUUACAAAAGUUAAUGCGUUUGGAUAUAGGUUGGAGUGGAAUUUUUCGACGGUUGUCCUUUUUGAAGUUUGGGCCUAGUGUGGCCCGUACAAAGUGUGGCAGUGUCUUUAUGUAGUGGUACAUAAAAAUGCAUAAUUGGCCAUUUGUUAUGUAGGAAAAGUAAACGUGAAUAGCAGCAGGACGACCAGGAAACCGCAGUUUAGUCUGGAUUCAACUUUUCUCCAUAAUGAGUCCCAAAAAGAAGAUGUCCAAAAAGGAACGAGCUCGCCUCGAGGCCGAACAGGCCGAGCAUCAGCGGAUGGAGCUGGAACGGGAACGGCAGCGAAAGAUCGAGGAAGAAAAAAUGCGCAAAGUUCGCGAGAAGGAGGAAGCCGAACGGAAACAGGUCCAGGAGAUAGUGGCCAACAAGUUGCGGAAAGUGCAAUUGGAGGAUAGCUACAAGUAUUUCGCCUUGAUUAAAGAGGAGGUCAAACAUUUGCACGGCCAGCAGAAGAAGGAUCGUGAGUGGGAGCAGUACAUGCGGUGCAAUGGCUUACCGAAUGCGUUUGAUCCUGCGGAUUUGCGAAAGUAUUUGCACAUCUGGUGUGAGGGCAUUAGACUGUACAACGAACGUGAGCAGAACUGGCUCCUGUGCGCCAACGAGCAGAGCAUAUUGACACAAGACGUUAACGUUGCCAACAUGUCGCGCGAGAGCCUGAAGCAACAGCAGCCGGAAAUCGGAAACGUGUAUGCGGCCAAAACGAGGGAAGUCCUCGGGAUAUUGGAAGAGAUAGACGACGCUCUGCACGAUACGGACAUGACACAGUCGAUGAUUGAUGACUUACAUGAGAUGAAAUCCGAAUUUCGUCGUGUGCUGGCCAACUACAUCGAUGAGUUUGCUUACAAAAUCCUGAGCAACAUCAACCGGGAUAUGGAACUGACAGGAUUGCUCGAGGUGACGCACAAAUACGAGUCGGAUGUGUUCAAAAUGCAGCUCUACGGGCUCCGGGACAUGCCGACCCCUCAACUCAAUCCCAAGGAGAAGGCCAAAGAGGACAGCAAACACACGGAUAUCGAUUUCCCGCUGCUGGGAUUCCAUCUGGUUCUACCGGCUGCCGUAAAGUGCCAUCAUUCGGCAAUAAGAGGUUUAUGGAUAAGUUAUGACCAUUUCAGCGACUAUUGCCCUAGCUACGACAUGCCCUAUAGGCAGGAUCAUCGAGCUGAUCUGCGUAUCAUUAGCCGAAUCGAGUGGAAGAAGCGGAAGGAGAUCCUGAAGGCGGUGUACGAGGAACCACGGGAAAAGCGACCGGAUGACUCCGAAGAUGACGAGCGGGCAACGCACGAUAUCGACGUGGAUAAAAUUUACACCGAACACGCGGACGAACUGAUGAAGAAGGAGCGCGCCAAAAAGGGCACCAAGGCGCUGAAUUUGUUCGACAACGACGUAAACAUGAGAAGCCAUCGCAUAAUUGCCGGUGUUUAUUGCAUCGAUUAUCUGGAACAACCGAUGCAGGAAGUUAAAAUUGCGAAAAAGUCGCUCCUUCGGACGGUUCCUCAACCGGGCCAGCUGACGAGGAAGAAAUUCUACCAGCCCUACCGUCCGCCUCCUACGCCCCAACCCGGGGUGCGCCGGCUGCCCGAAGAAAUCGAAGCCGAAAUCAAACAAAUGGAGGAGAACCUCGACAAACUGGCUUUGAUCACGUUACAAUUGCCGGAGAAUGUGUUCUGGUUCGAACCGCCAAUCGUGUGCCGGUGGGAGAGCAAGGAAGAGACUCUUGAAUCCGAGCCAAGUUUUGCCAAGUACUUGGAUAAACAUAAACAGAUGGUGCAGGCUGCCAGAGAGCGAAAAACCAAAUCGAUGCGCGACCGGAAGACAAAGUACAUCGAAGAUUUCAACAUCCUGGAUGUCCCGUCGCACGUGCAUCUUAGCUCCAUCGUCGCUGAUUUCGUAAUCCCCAAGCUGCCGGAAAACUACUCGGUGAAAAUUGUUUCCCAGGACGACAAGAAGAAGUCACACCUGUUGACGGGUGGCAAAAAGUCUCGGGAGAAAAAGAGGAAAAUCACCAAAACUCCCUCAGGGGCUGCACUAACGAACAUCAUCUUCGAGACGAAAAUCCCGUCCUAUCUCUUCCCACCAGGCUGUGGCAGUAAAAUUCUGAAAAUAUGGAAUAGACGAAACAAACUGAGCUACCCAUGCAUUCCGGAGGAGAGCGACGACCAAGACGAUUACGAUGACUCCGACAACGAUGUUGCCGCUUCAGCUGGGAACGGGAAAUCGAGAAAAAAGCAGUACAUGUUCUCUAAAUUUAUGAAAGAUUUAGACGAGUUAAUUGAUGCAAAAACACCAAAAUUUGAAUUUAAAAUUGAAGAAAUCGUUACGACUGUAACCAAAGCCGACCAGGGCAGACAGAGCGUGAUGAUUGUGCGGUCCGAGGAACGGGCCCGGGACCGUGACCGGAAGGCAAAGGUCCAGAAGAGCAAGUUCGACUCCGACGACGAGGAGGUGGACUACGGCGACAUCCAGGAGGUGGGAAACUACGUCAUGGUUGACCGAGAGAAGGAAUACGUCGGCAAGUGGAGCACCAGGGAUAUUCAUGAUGUGAAAUUCAAUGAGGAUAAAUUAACCAUUCAGUUCCGGAUUGGACGGCUGGGGGCGAUAGGAUUUGCCGCAAACCGGUACAGCAAUUUGCCAUAUCAGUCAUGGGAGCUGAAGCCGGACCUCAAGAACCCGGGCAGCGUGACAUUUUCCCUGACCGCAGCCGUCGUCAGCACUGAAAUCACCGUCACCGAGCAUGGGUUCCGUGUCAACUCGUUACAGGGCGGUCCAACGCAGGCCCUGCAGGAAAUCCUCGGCCAGGUGAUGCCAAUGCGUAAAAUGAUGAAACAUUUACGCCUGGCCGCGGUCGAUCUCUUUCCCGAAGACGAUGCGUUCAACUAUUCCGAGGGCUCGUGCGAGAAGAACCCCAUCAUGGAGUCGCAUCUUUACGACUGCAUAGGCCUGCUGGCGCUGACCCAUAAUUUUUCCUGGUCCAGAUGGAAUCUGCUGUCCGGCUGUCGGAUGUGCGUUCUGCUGAUGCGUGAAAUUAUCGAACAUCGCCGGAUUCCAAUCCACUCAACACUGCUGGUGACUCCACUGAAAGCCACAAUCGUCGACUCGGUAGAGGUUUCACCCACUUUCAACAGCAGCCCCAUCGAUGGCAUGGAGCAUUACGCAGAUCUGUACCAUCUGGGUCGGGAACACUCGCAACCGUCGUCGAAAGUGAAGCAGGAAAACAUGAGCCCCAUCCUGCGAGACAACGUCGUGCAGCUGUUGAAGGCAGUUCGCCCGCUAAGCUUCUCGUAAAUAAACGUCCGUGAGCCUUGAAAUAAAUACGUGCUCCCGUUGCCGUCUGCCACGAUCAAAAAUCAAAAGUGUUUUGAAUCCAAAGCGAAACAAAUCCAAUCAUUUAUUUAUUAAUAAAAUCUUCUCGGAAAGUUUGGUUAUCAUCACCUCGCAUUCGCUCUGAAUUCUGCUCCUCAUGCCGGUUGAUGGUGCCUUCGGAAGGUAAAGCUGGCUUAGUAGGUAUGAUGCUGUAAAUAUCCUUACGUCGUGAUUGUUAUGUUCGAUUCGCGUCGAAGGGAGCCAGCAAUCUCCGCCUCAGUCAGUCAGCAAGGCCAUGUGGCACACAAUUUAAAGCAGAUCAAAGCACCCCGUCAUCGGCAGGAACUAGCUUGAGCGAGCAGAGUAGGCCAUGAAAACAGAGAGCGAUAUGUUAGGGAAGGCUCUCAUCUGCUCCGCGCUCGAUCUAGUACUGCACGGAGAACGGCAGUUUUCCUCUCGGGGCUUCGGCGUGGAAAGCCUUUCUCCCACCGUUUUUCGUGGCUACUCUUGGGAAGAUGCUGCGAUGGCGUUUACGAAGCUGAUCAGCAGCACUAGGACAGUAGUAGUCUCCGGCGGCUCGACUCGGCUAGUAGCGAUUGAAAACUCACGGGUGUCCGCAAAUGCCACUUGGUGGUUCGGGAGUUUUUCUUUUUCUUUUUUUAGUACGCCAUAAAAAUUGAUCUCGGACGCUGCGGUAUUCACGGAUAGAAGAGAAAGUGUUUUUCAUUUGGAGAAGAAAAAAAUGCAGUGAAGUUUUCAAGCGAAUAAUUCGAUAACACAAUUAUAACCUAGUUCGGUAUGGUGAACCAUUGUACCUGUGUGCGCAUAAUGGAAGUAUGAAUAUAAUAUUCGAAGAAAAAAAUGAGAGUGCAUGAUAAGUCGAGUUAUUAUUAUUCAUAAAAAGCCAGGGUGAAUUUUAAUGAAAGUGCUUCAUGGAGAAUAAAGGAAUGUCGGAUGUGGAUUACGCUCGGAAUAACUUGAUGCGGAGAGAGCUGAAGUAAGCCCUGCCUGCUGGAGUAAACGUACAAACAAAUUAAGUGGACAUCUUUUCACAGAACCAGUUGCGGAUUGUUGUGAUGCAUUAACGAUGCCCAACCAAAAUGAGAAUUAAUCAUUGCUCGAGCCCAGCAGCAACCAUCGCCGUCGCCGACAACUGCUGCUCGUGAACAAUAAAAAAGAUUGAUAAUAAACAGCACGUCAGGCCACAUAUAAAAUGCUGCUAUG
Aedes albopictus (Asian tiger mosquito) is the source of this 4627-nucleotide messenger RNA. RefSeq names its product dynein axonemal intermediate chain 7. Lineage: Eukaryota; Metazoa; Arthropoda; Insecta; Diptera; Culicidae. The record is from RefSeq and is a predicted model, not a curated record. The coding region runs from base 290 to 3385 and encodes 1031 amino acids. The transcript has 11 exons. Gene Ontology annotation, molecular function: microtubule binding; beta-tubulin binding.